Theobroma umbraticum is the source of this 1494-nucleotide messenger RNA. RefSeq names its product putative GDP-L-fucose synthase 2. The record is from RefSeq and is a predicted model, not a curated record. NCBI's taxonomy places the organism in Eukaryota, Viridiplantae, Streptophyta, Magnoliopsida, Malvales, Malvaceae. Gene Ontology annotation, biological process: nucleotide-sugar biosynthetic process. Gene Ontology annotation, molecular function: GDP-L-fucose synthase activity.
GGGUACAAAGUUCCUGCAACUGUAUAAAGACCUAGCUUUUAGCUUAAUCCCGGAGCAGAAACCUGGCAUCAUAAGUUUUAAGUUUCCUGGGCCUAAAUCCUCUUACCAACAAACCCAACUCAGCCCCAGUCACUCACAGAGGACCAGAUUUAUCAGUAUCAGAGCUAAACCCUUCGGCUCUCUGGCUGGCAGUUGAAAAACAAACCGACACUUCUCCCUGGCUUCCAACUCUUUCACUCUUUAACUGUUCAACUUCCCAAUCUCCGGCAAUGGGAGAAACUGAUUCUUUCUUCUCUGAUAAAUCGGCGAAGAUCUUCGUAGCAGGCCACAGAGGACUAGUGGGUUCAGCCAUUGUCCGCAAGUUCCAAUCUCUAGGCUUCACCAAUCUCGUCCUCCGCACCCAUGCUCAGCUCGACCUCACCCACCAAUCCGACGUCGACUCCUUUUUCGCCACCGAAAAGCCCCAAUACGUCAUCUUAGCAGCCGCAAAAGUGGGUGGAAUCCACGCCAACAACACGUAUCCAGCAGAUUUUAUUGCCGUCAACCUCCAAAUCCAAACCAACGUCAUCGAUUCCUCGUACCGCCACGGCGUCAAAAAAAUCCUCUUCCUCGGAUCCUCUUGCAUCUAUCCCAAAUUUGCUCCUCAACCCAUCCCGGAAAACGCGUUGUUAUCCGCCCCCCUGGAGCCUACCAAUGAAUGGUAUGCCGUCGCGAAGAUUGCGGGGAUUAAAAUGUGCCAAGCGUACAGAAUCCAAUACGGCUUCGAUGCUAUUUCCGGUAUGCCAACAAAUUUGUACGGUCCCAACGACAAUUUUCACCCCGAAAAUUCCCACGUUUUGCCUGCGUUGAUGCGAAGAUUUCAUAAGGCCAAGGUGGAAGGAGCAAAAGAAGUUGUUGUUUGGGGGACCGGGAGUCCGCUAAGGGAAUUUUUACACGUUGAUGAUUUAGCUGAUGCGGUUGUUUUCUUAAUGGGAAAUUAUAGUGGAUUAGAACAUGUGAAUGUAGGUAGUGGGAAGGAGGUAACCAUUAAGGAAUUAGCUGAGUUGGUUAAGGAAGUGGUUGGUUUUGAAGGGGAGCUCGUUUGGGACACUUCGAAGCCCGAUGGGACUCCAAGGAAGCUCAUGGAUAGCUCAAAGCUCGCUUCAUUGGGUUGGAAUGCCAAGAUUUCAUUGAAAGAUGGGCUUGUUGAUACUUACAAGUGGUACUUGGAGAAUGUCAAGCAAUGAUGCAGUUGCUUUUGGUGGUUAUUUCCUUGAUGAGUUUUUAAAUCGGGCCAUUCCUUUGUUGUUUUUUGUGCUUGAAAUUGUCAUUAUUAUUGUUAUUUUCUGAUAUGCCAUGGAAUAAUUUGAGGUUAAUUCUGUACCAAUAUAUUGCAUCCAAGUUGAACAUGAGGAAUUCCUUUUUAUUUAAGGAGUGAGGUAGUUGGAUCAAACUUAUAUUCAAGGAAUUGACUGGAAUUUAUUCAUUUUGAAAUGGAUAAGUUAUGUUUGAUUA